Molecule: messenger RNA, 1606 nt
Organism: Porites evermanni
Lineage: Eukaryota; Metazoa; Cnidaria; Anthozoa; Scleractinia; Poritidae
Source: the annotation of a GenBank genome assembly
AUGUUCAUAUGGAUUGAUUGCUUCCGAGUUAUACUUGUUUUUUUGCUAUUUCAGCCUGCAAUCAAGGGUAAGUAUCAGCUUUGUUUUAGCUCAAUUACUAUUUUCACUUCUGGCGAAGCCAGAAACAUUAAUCAUAAUUCAUUAAAUGAAGGUUUACUUUAGAGGGCGAAGAUAAACGCAAACAAAAUGCAGUCAAAUUUUCCUCUCUAUAUAGCAUUUGUCAUAGAACAGAAUUUAUAAUUUGAAAUGAAUUUGGAUUCGGCCAGCAAGGGGCAAAUUUAUCCGGUGUAACUCCGAAUAAUUUGCAUCUUUGAUAACUUUAAUAUAACUGUGACAAUAAUGUUUCCAACCAAAUUGUCCAUAAUUAUAUUCUCCGUUAGAUAACUAUAACAUGAAAAUUUGGAUCUCUAGGUUCAUAACCUGUUUCAGUCACGGUCAUGAUCCACUUGGCCCUGAUUUUCACGUUUGAUUUUCAAUACUAAAAUUUUAUGACAACCUCAUAAGGCUGAAUACUCAUAGCACUUUGAGAAUGUCUGUCUCGAAGCGAGUGCGCUUCAGUAAUUGUCGAAGAACAGUAAAAACAAGUUCAUUAUGUACACCAAAUAAAGAAGGUUAAUCACACACGUCAAUUUCAUUACGAGUUGCACGAAGAAAGUGUUAAUGGAGCGGGCAGUUUAUACACAGUAGUAUCUAAAUCUUGUAGUCUCCGAAAAUAUUGCUAAUAUUCCGCCAUGUUUCCAAAACCAAAUGACACAAAAUGGGGCCAUAAAUUGCAAGGCUCAGGGCCCGGCCCCUGAAAGGCUGAUUAGGGCUAAUCCAGGAUUAAAAUUUUGUUCCACAUUUUGUAUUUACCUUUCUAUGCUUUGCUUGGAGAAAAAUUUUGUGUCAUCAUUUCUUUUUUGCGAAGUAAAGGCACAACAGUUAAGUUACAUGUUCUUAGACAAGAAUACAUUGCUUAAAAUUUGGCUUAAUCCUGGGUUAAACUUAACCAUGUUUCGAGGAACGGAGCCCAGAUGGCUUAAAAACAACGAGUUGCACGGAGAAAGUGCCUAGUGAAGCGGGCAGUUUAUACACAGUAGUAUCUAAAUCUUGUAGUCUCCGAAAAUUUUUCUCUUAUUCCGCCAUUUUGCCAAAACCAAAUGACACAAAAUGAGGCCAUCAUGAAGUGCAAGGCUCAGCCAAUGGCCUAAAAACAAAGGUUUUUUUUUUCACUCCUUUAAUAGUUGACUCCCUUAAGUGUUACCAUUGCAAGGGGCCUGAUGACGGUCGACCUUACCCAAUGGAGACAUGUGAAAAGGAGGAGACAGAGAUGACGUGCACCACACUAAAUAACAUGGAAAUGGCUUGUGGCAGAUAUCAUCACGAGAUAAAUUCAAGUGCAUCAGUACAUGAAGUAGAAGGUAGAGCAUGUGUACCGAAGCAGGAUUGUCAUUGGAUAGGAAUGUCUUGCCGGGCUAUCAUACUGGCCGGAGGAGAUUGUGAAUAUUCGUGUUGUGAUGAAGACUUUUGCAAUAAUGUAUCUUCGCUUUCUGUGGAUAAUUGUUUAAUCGUCGGAGGAUAUUUUUGUGGGCUUCUUUAUUUAUAUAAAUUAACAUUUGGUAACUGA